GCAACUUUCCCGCAAGAUGUGAGCCGGGCGCGCGGGGUGUCCUCCCUCCUUGCGUCGCUGCAGCAGCCGGCUGGCCGCCCGUCAUGUCCCACCAGUGACGGAUUGACCCGGCCGGCCAGGGAACGAGGAAAGAAGCGGGCGGCGGCGGCGGCGGCGGCGGGAUGUUCGGGCUGGAGCAGUUCGAGCCGCAGGGCAGCGGCAGGAGCGGCGAGCGCGGCGGCGGCUUCGGCCCGGGCAUGGGCUCGCACUUCAAGCCGUCCCCUUUCCAUGGCGGGACCCCCGGAGGCGAGUCGGGGAGCCUGGGCGCCCUGAGCGAGCCCUCCUCGGCCAUGCUGGCCAUGAACUUGAACUUGCCCGGAGAGGCGUACGGCUUCCACGCCUCACGCGGGGGCCACACGGAACUGCAGCAGGCCCAGCCUGUCCACGGGUUCUUCGGCAGCCAGCAGCCUUCGCAUGGCGCCCACCAGCAGCCGCCGUCGCACUUCGGAAGCGGGGGCUUCGGGUCCGAGCCGAGCGCCUCUUGCCUUCACGGCGGCCGGCUCCUCAGCUACCCAGGCGGCCAGCAAACCUUCGCUGCUGACGGUUACGAGCAGCAUCUGGCUGAGGGCCAGGCAGGCGGGGACGGGUUCGGGCAGCAGAGGGCAGGUCCCCUCCAGGACUUCCAGCCGCAACAGCAGCACCAUAAUCCAGGCGUGCCGGCCCCCUGCCUCCCGCUGGAUCAGUCGCCCAACCGCGCGGCCUCCUUCCACGGCCUGCCAGGAGCCGCCACCUCGGAGCCGCACGGCCUUGACUCGCAAAGGCGCCUCCCUAGCCAAGGAGCAGCCGCGGUGGAGUCCCUGGAGUACAGUUACCCGAGCAGCGAGAGUCAUUUCGACCUGCCCGUCUUCUCGCCGUCGGAGGCCGACGGGCAACUGCCCCACUACGGGGCCAGUAGGCAGCAAGUGCCACCAGGCGGGGGGAACUUCCCCGGGCCCUCCUCGGCCUUGCCCCGAGGGCCCGGCGGCCUAGGCAAGGUGCACCCCCAGCAGCAGCAGCAGCACGGCGGGGGCGGCGGCGGCGGCGGCGUUUUUUUCGAGAGAUUUGGGGGCGCUCGCAAGAUGUCGGUGGGCCUGGAGCCGAGCCUGGGCGGAGGCAGGCACCCUUUAAUGCAGCAGCACCAGCCCCCGCCGCCGGGGGCCCUGCUGGCCAGACAGAACUCGUGCCCACCGGCUCUGCCCCGGCAGCAGCCCUGCCCCGAGGGCAACGUGGCCAACCCGGGCCUUCAGGACGGCGGCCCCCUCCUGCAAGGCCAGCACGCGCAAUUCGAGUACCCCAUCCACCGGCUGGAGAACAGGAGCCUGCAGCAUCCUUACGGGCCGGGCGAGCCGGUCUUCAGCGUUCACCACCACCCGCCGGCUCAGCAGCCUCCCAACCAGCGGCUGCAACACUUCGACGCCCCUCCAUAUAUGAACGUGGCCAAGCGGCCCCGCUUCGACUCCUGGAGCGGCGGCGGCAGCGGAGCGGGGAUGCACAGCGCCAGUCUGGACAGUCACCUCUCGCCCUCGGCUGCCUACCCUGGUCUGCCGGGAGACUUCACGCCACCGGGGCCCGAGAGCUUCCCGCAGCCGGGCGCUGAACACCAGGCGGCUCUGCAGCAGCAGCAGCAGCAGCGCCAGAACGCCGCCCUGAUGAUCAAGCAGAUGGCGGCCUCUCGCAGCCAGCAGCAGCAGCAGCAGCAGCAGCGCCUCCGCCAGCCCAGCCUGCAGCAGCUGAGCCAUCACCACCCGGGCCACCAUCACCACCACCCGGGCCACCACCACGGCGAGCCCGCCUUCGAGGCGCAGGAGGGCGCCUGGUUUCCGGCGCCGCAUCCUCCCUCGGCUGCGCCGGGCGCUGGGGAAUUGCUCUUCCGGCCAGGCGUGGGCGGCAUGCCGGGAAUGCAGGAGCCGCCGCCGCCGCUGCGGAUUACGUCGGGGGGCGAAGGACAUGUGCCCUCGCCGGGCAGCCUGCACGGCCAAUUCGGCCUGAGCCCGCCCUCGGAGCGUAGCAGGCCGGGCCCGCCGGACUUCGCGGGCCAGCAGGGCUUCCCGUUCGGCGCCUCCAGCCGCCAGGCCACCCCGCACAGCGCCUCGCCCGCUUCCUACGGGCCCCCGACGGACUUCCAGUCCUCUGGGCCGCCGCCUCCGCCGCCCCGGCCGCCGCAGUCCAGCAGCAAGCUGGGCGCGCUGUCCCUUGGCUCCUUCUCGAAAGGGAGCGAGAGCAGCGGCCUCUUCGGGCAGAGCUGCUUGGCGGCCCUCUCGACGGCAUGCCAGAACAUGAUCGCCAGCCUGGGCGCGCCCAAUCUCAACGUUACCUUCGGCAAGAAGGGCGCUCCGACAGCAGUGAGCGGAGGCGUCGGGGCGGGGAGCGAAGGCCCCAAGCGUGGCAAACUCGGCCCGACGGAGCUUACCGAGCCGGGCAGCGGCGCAUCACAGCCGCCCGCUGCGGCCCCGCCGGCCCCGGGCGAGAGUGGCCUGUCCCCCAAUUACUCGCCCGGUCCGGGCCCCGACGCCAAAGCAGGAGGCGUGCGGGGUCGGGGGCGCAGGAAACGGGACAGCGGGCAUGUUAGCCCAGCCGCCGGAGGGGGCGGCGGCGGCUUCUUUGACAAGUACGGCCCCGCGGCCGGGGUGGAAGGCGGUAGUCCCGGGCAGGGAACAGAAAGAGGAGGCGGCACUCCGCAUCUCCACGAGCCCCACAAGGCGCUGAGCUCGCCCCCUUCGGCUUGGGCCAAGGGAGGCGGCGGCGACCUCCUCCUGCCUCCGCCGCCACCGCCGCCUCUUUCCGAGCAGCCCGAGCUGCUGCCCUCCCUGGAGAAGGCGGACUCUUGCUCGCCCCACGGCGCAGGUGACUUCCCCGACGAGGCCGGCAACGAGGACGAGGUGUCGUCGAGUUCAGACAACCAGCUGGCCAAGGGCUGCCCGGCAGGGCGCAGCCCGGUGCAGCCCCGUCCGGGGGACCACGCACUACUGAACGGACAGAAGGCCUCCCUGGCCCAGCUCAGCCUCCACGCCGGCGGAGGCAGCAACUCUACCUCCAGCCCCGACAGCUACGGCGGCGGCCCCCCCACCAGCACCGGCGCCCCGGUCCAGGACGAGAUCCACCCGCUGGAAAUCCUGCAGGCGCAGAUCCAGCUGCAGCGGCAGCAGUUCAGCAUCUCCGAGGACCAACCUCUGGGCCUCAAGAGCGCCAAGAAGCCCCCCGACGGCCCCGCCGGAGCAGGAGGCGGCGGCAGCCAGAACGGCGACAGUGUCGAGCUGAGCAGCUGCUGCGCCGCCACCGCCGCCGUCGAGAGCGGCAAGGGAGCCAUGAGCACCAUCGACCUGGACUCACUGAUGGCCGAGCACUCGGCCGCCUGGUACCUGCCCAGCGACAAGGCCCUCCUGGAGGGGCAGGACGACGACGACAAGGCCCUGGCGCCCUGGGAGAAGGCCAAGCCGCCCAACCCCAGCAAAGAAGCCCACGACCUCCCCUCAAGCAAGACCUCGGCCGCAGCACAGAGUGGCAGCCAUUUGCAGUGCCUUUCUGUCCACUGCACGGACGACAUGGGCGAAGCGAAGGGCCGGACUGCGGUGCCAACGUGGAGAUCCCUGCACUCGGACAUCUCUAACAGAUUUGGGACUUUUGUGGCUGCCCUGACUUGAAGAAGAAGGAGGGGGGAGGAUCUUUUCUUUUCUUUUCUUUUCUU
Messenger RNA from Lacerta agilis (Sand lizard), 3703 nucleotides. It is a transcript of the gene MN1, whose product is annotated as MN1 proto-oncogene, transcriptional regulator. NCBI's taxonomy places the organism in Eukaryota, Metazoa, Chordata, Lepidosauria, Squamata, Lacertidae. Gene Ontology annotation, biological process: regulation of DNA-templated transcription. The record is from RefSeq and is a predicted model, not a curated record. The transcript has 3 exons. Bases 162 to 3659 code for a protein of 1165 amino acids.